GGGGUUAGCUUGCUGGUUGGCUAAAUGUUUUAUAGAAGCCGAUACUUCGUAAAUCGUACAGUCCUUGAUAUAUUUCCCUACUUUUACUUCGAUCGCGUUUUAUGAAAGGAAUAAUAUUAAUUUCAGGGUUUAAAACUACUUUUUGCCCACAGUUGUCCUCAGUGUGUAGCGUACCAUCCGCGGCUAACAUUGCAUUAGCCACAUAUUUCAGGCUUCCCUAGGGAGUUCAAGUCCAGUUGGCUCAUUAUCAUCAGAGGACCAUGACUUUGACCCAACUGCAGAAAUGUUAGUUCAUGAGUAUGAUGAUGAGAGGACUCUGGAGGAGGAAGAAUCUCUGGAUGGAGGGAGGAAUUUUCGCUCUGAGAUUGCAGAUCUGGAAAAGGAGGGGAACAUGCCUUUGGAGGAACUAUUGGCCAUCUAUCGCUAUGAGGCUUCAGCAGGCUCUAGUAUAGACAGCUCCUCUGGAGACCUGACUGAUGAGCUGCCUGACAUGACUUUGGACAAGGAGGAAAUAGCCAAAGACCUGCUGUCUGGUGACUAUGAGGAAGAGACCCAGUCUUCAGCUGAUGAUCUGACCCCCUCAGUAACCUCCCAUGAGGCUACCGAUUUCUUCCCAAGAACACUUAGAUCCAACGCUAUCUCCGAUGGUGAUAAAGAGUCAGAGUGUGACGAAGAUGGCCCAAGCCCAGAGGACUCCAGAAAGGAAAUAAUGGUAGGAACACAGUACCAAGCAGAGGUUCCUUCUUGCCUCUGUCACUACAAAGAUGGAGAGAGAGUAUAUGAAGAGGAAGACGAGUUAUUAUGGAGCCCAGGUACAUUGCCAGAAAACAAGGUUAGAAGUUUCCUGUCUGAGGUGUUGUCACGGACAACGGAUGAGAAGACAGGAUGUGACAAACCAGGGAUGCAUGUCCGAGACAAUGAGCAGGCUUUGUGUGAGCUUGUCAAGUGCAACUACAACACCCGUGAAGCACUAGAGAGAUACUGCAACCGUGUAAAGUCCUCAAAAGAAAAAUCACCUCCGUGGUCAGAAGAGGAAUGCAAGAACUUUGAACACGCACUACAGAUGUAUGACAAGAAUUUUCACCUCAUACAGAAACAUAAAGUCACAACACGAACAGUAGCAGAAUGUGUGGCGUUUUACUACAUGUGGAAAAAGUCCGAGCGCUUUGACUUCUUUGUGCAGCAGAAUCGGUUUGGGAAGAAAAAGUACAGCAGCUAUCCUGGCGUAACGGACCUGAUGGACAGGCUAGUGGAUGAAGCAGAGGGACUAGCAGUGGACAGUUCCUCCUCUGUGUGUUCAGGAGCAGGUGGAGGAGGAAGGCUAGAGACCACCACAGACCAACAGCUCAGCCUGCUCAACUCCAUCACUGCCAGCGACCUCACAGCUUUGAGUAACAGUGUAGCCACAGUGUGCAGCCCUGCAGACGUUAAUUGCCUGGACUCCUACAGCUUUCCCCCACUGGAAAGUCUCCAUCGCGGGUCCUUGAACCACGACGAAUCACUUGGGUUCCCUUCUAAUGGCGCCGACCCCGACUGCCUCAACAUGCUCGACGCUGGCUUCUACCACUCUGACCUGGGCCAGCUAGGAGGAGUGUGCGUCAACAAGGACUGCGAGCGGCCCUCCAAGAGACUCAAGAUGGCGCUGCCUGACUCCUUUAUCAAUGACGUGUCUGUGGGUAACCUUGAAGUGGACUUCGAAGCGCGACGGACAGCGACGCACCACCACCGAAUCACCGGCGCCAAAAUGGCAGUGUCCGUCACAGACUUUGGGAGCUUGGCUGGCAACGGCGAGCCCAACGGGUUUCUGGGAGCACAUGCAAGGCACCACACACAGCACACUGCGGCACUUCAGUCAGAGUGAUCUUCCUCGUGUUCUUCCCUUUUGAAACCCCUUAUCCCACUUGUACAUAAGACUGAACUCACUGGAGAAUCUUUGUUUAAAUUCUAUUAUAUAUAUCUAUAUAUCUAUAUAUAGAUCUAUAUAUCUAUAUAUAGAUAUAUCUAUAUAGAUAUAUAUAGAUAUAUAGACAUAUAUAGAUAUAUGUAUAUGAAUAUACUUUUGUUUUCAUUUUUGUGUAAUAUGACAUCAGUGAUGUCUAUCAUAUAGAACUAAAAAUCUUGAUUUCUCUCAAGAGUUUAUAUAGCCAUUUAUUUUAUUUUUGUUUUGCGGUCUUGAGAUGUGAUGUGUAACGUCCAUGUACAGUGGGGCCCAGAGGCUGCAGUAGGAAAGUUGUGUAUUUUCCUCCCUCACAUCUUCAGAGCUACAGUAUGUUUUCUUGCCAUUCUUUCCAGCUGCCAAAGUUGGCUCAGUUUUCUGCCUGUAGUGUUAGUAUUUAGUUGCUCAUCUAUGUUGUUUUGAAGUGGUACUUUUUUUUUAAAAUAAGUGUUUGGUUUACAGGUACAUUUUAGUAACCAGGCUAGUGCAAAUUGUUUUUAUUUUUAUGCCCGACAUAAACCUCGCUAGAUACAUUAUAUGAAGAGCAACACUAGCAUUGAGAUUAGCUUGGAGACCUUCCAGUUUGGCUUUCUUUUCUUUUUCUCCUGUGGAAGCUUGUCUGCAGUUUCUUCUUCUUUACUUUUAAACUGUUCAAAGUUGCCAAACUGGAACAUGUGAAUGUUUGCAAUGUAAAUUUUUCUUUUCACCCAAAUUAUAGUCCCUAAAUUCAGAGUUUUUCUAUUACAUUUUUAAACAGGCGAUGAACACCUGUGCAGAGUAACAUAAUGGGAGUCUGUAGUUGGAUAUUUUGUUAUUUUUAUUUAUCCUGCUUCUUUCCAUCAGGGUAGCAGUCAGACAAGCAAACCAUAACAGCAAUAUUGCAAUGCAAAGAUAUUUGUUGGGUUAAUAGUCAAACAUAGACAUCAUCAGGCACCGUAAAGUAAUUAUUAUUUAUUGCAUAUACUUUUUACCUUUUUGCAAGCUUUUAUUCAGUCCUAUCAACUCAUGGUUACUCUGUGGCAAGUUUAGCUGUAUAUGUCCCUUUUAGUUGUAGUAAAAAUAAUAUAUGCUCCUAAAUCAAGUUAACGUGAUUUUCAGACCACUUAAACCUGCUAGCAGUAUUAUCUCUUUAUUUAAAGUCACUAUCAUUUUGUAUUCAAACUCUGCCUAACCUGUUCUGACUCGAGAAUGCCUUGUGUACAUUCUAGUAGCAGAAACGAAGCAGUUUUCUCUUGACUGAAGUCCAUAAUUGUGAAUUGUAAAAUGUUUAGCGGGGUAUCGUCAGUUGAUUGGAUGCAGUAGUAGUGUUUACUUAAUUUAUCUAUGCAUUGUGCUAUGAAUAAUUAGUUUGUUUCAGGGGUACAUCAUGUUUGUCAUGUCCGUUUAUCUACUAAUUCACCAUUGUGUGUGUGUGUGUGUGUACAGACGGGAUUCACGCCGAUAACCCUUCAUUAAGUUUUAAGUAAUUCCGUUUCCAAGCUCCGCAUCAGAAGACGUUCACUUCUGCGUUUCAUGUAAAUAAUUAGCAAAUAGCCUUUAACAAGUCUAUAAACUGACCUCUUACACUUGUGAAUCUGUGUUGAUACAAAAGUUUUAAUUUGAUUCCUUGUCAAAAGGCAAUAAUUUGUAGAUAUGUACAGAUAUUUUGGGUUUUGCAUUUUACCGGUUGACUUGGUGUUUGAAAUUCAUUUUUUUCCUCUUUGCAAAGUCAUGCCCCCCCCCCCCCCCCCCCCCCCAUCACCCCCCUCAGGACACAGCUGAAACCACGCAUGCCAGCUGUGUCAGUUUCUCAAGUGUACCACUGAAAACGGCUUUACCUGAAGACGUAUUGAGAUUACUCCGUGUUGCAUUCGAAACUUGCAGCCAUGUGUAAAAGACGCUCUUCUUUCUUUUCCUUGAAAAAGUCUUUUUACGUCAUCUAUAUUUGUCUUGAUGGUAAAAGGAUGGCUGCUGCUCUAAGUAUGUGGAGAGCUAGUUUGUCUCUUAAUGCAAUGUGCAUAAUGCAGUAGGUCCUCCAAGCUCUUCUAAGCAGUGCAGUGAUAUUUAUUUCACCUGUGGUUUGUACAAAGACUCAGAAAAACUGUCAGAAUGUAAAGGCCAUUAAGUAGUAGAAGUAGGUUUUUCACCACCCUGUGAACUCUCGAAAAUGUGAUUUUAUUGAUAUCUCUGGUAUGAGACUUGUGCGUGCAAGGAAGCACUAAACAAAUUUAUUUUAUAUUUUGUAUUGUGUUUUGAAGUUUAAAGGGUGGGGGGGGGAUUCUAGCAGUUGUGGUUUUGAAAAAGAAAACUAGAGUCCUUUGAUGAAAACAAACACCUUUGUGAAUAAAAACCUACAAAACUUAAAAAUGUAUAUCCAGAAAUAUAGACAAUCAAAAACUUCACUGAGACAUGUUCAAGAAGCUAUCUUUAUUGUUUAUAAGAAUUGUACAUAAACAUUGAGGAUUUUUUUUUUCUUUUGUUAAACAUUAUUUUGUAUUUUCUGUUGUACUUUAAUACCUUGUGUACAGAUCCAGAAAUAAAGCUCUGGAAAAGGUU
This is a messenger RNA of Micropterus salmoides (largemouth bass), 4471 nucleotides long. RefSeq names its product mesoderm induction early response 1, family member 3 b (gene mier3b). Gene Ontology annotation, biological process: negative regulation of transcription by RNA polymerase II. The coding region runs from base 284 to 1861 and encodes 525 amino acids. Gene Ontology annotation, molecular function: histone deacetylase binding; transcription corepressor activity. The transcript has 13 exons. Lineage: Eukaryota; Metazoa; Chordata; Actinopteri; Centrarchiformes; Centrarchidae. Gene Ontology annotation, cellular component: nucleoplasm. The record is from RefSeq and is a predicted model, not a curated record.